Trichechus manatus latirostris (Florida manatee) is the source of this 1481-nucleotide messenger RNA. RefSeq names its product leucine rich alpha-2-glycoprotein 1 (gene LRG1). Gene Ontology annotation, cellular component: plasma membrane. Lineage: Eukaryota; Metazoa; Chordata; Mammalia; Sirenia; Trichechidae. The record is from RefSeq and is a predicted model, not a curated record. The coding region runs from base 1 to 1032 and encodes 343 amino acids. The transcript is spliced from 2 exons. Gene Ontology annotation, molecular function: protein binding.
AUGUCUUCCCGGAGCCAAGAGCAAAACCAGAGCCCAGGGGGCCUUGACCCCUAUCUUUCUAGAACCCUGUUCCUGCUGUUGCUGUUAGCGGCCUCAACCCCGAGCGCCAAAGCCUGCCUGGUGUACAAUUCGGGCAACGGCAGCUCCAUCAACUGUCACCCGACCGCCGAACCUCCCCACCACCUCCCAGCCGACACUGUCUACCUGGCGGUGGAGUUCUUCAACCUGACCCAGCUGCCAGCCAACAUCCUCCAGGGCGCCUCCAACCUCCAGGAAUUACACCUCUCCAAUAAUCGGCUUGAAAACCUCUCGGCUGAGUUCCUGCUGCCCGUGCCCCAGCUGAAGGUGCUGGAUCUGACCCACAACGCUCUGUCCCAGCUGCCCGCUGGCCUCUUCCAGGCCUCUGCUGCCCUCCACACCCUGGUGCUGAAGGAGAACUGCCUGGAAGUCCUGAGGGCCUUGUGGCUGAACGGCUUGAAAGCUCUGGCGUAUCUGGACCUGUCUGGGAAUCGCCUCCAGAUGCUGCCCCCUGGGCUGCUGGCCAACCUCACGGCCUUGCAAAUCCUUGACCUCGGCGACAACCAGCUGGAGGUCUUGCCCUCUGACCUCCUGAGGGGCCCGCUGCGGUUGGAAAGGCUACAUCUGGAAAGUAACAGGUUGAGGGUUCUGGGAGGGGACCUGCUGGCGCCCCAGCCGGGCCUACGCUACCUCUUCCUGCAGAAUAACAGCCUGGCCACUGUGGCUGCCGGCGCCUUUCAGGGCCUGAAGGAGCUGGACAUGCUGGACCUCUCUGACAACUUGCUGACCAGCGUGCCCACGGGGCUCUGGGCAUCCCUGGGGCAACCCGCCCGGGCCAUGAAGGAAGGCUUUGACAUUUCCAGCAACCCCUGGGUCUGCGACAAAAACCUGGACGACCUCUAUCGCUGGCUCGUGGCCAACAAUGACACGAUGUUCUCCAGGAAGGACACACUCUGCGCUGGGCCUGAAGACAUGAAGGGGCGGGUACUCCUGGAAGUGGCCAGGUCCCAGUGAGGCACGGGGACGAGGUUGAGGGGACACUGCACCCCACUCUGCAAAUAACCCCACCCUUUCUAGGUGUGAGACUUGAGGCUUUUCCAUAGUCGCCUCCAAGCCCUUUUGACCCAGGUUUGUCAAAAUACAUCUGGGGCCUUCUGGCCUCCCUGCCUCUACUCCAGCUGCGUUUUCUGUCUGAAACACCUCUUCCUCUUCCUCUUGGCCUCGGGCCCUCCCAACCUCCUCCUGGCCUUGCUCUCAGGGUGUCUUUGUCUAGCUCUGUCUUCCCCAGAUUGGGGGGCUCCCUGAGUGCAGGUCCUGGGGCUGAGUCCCCUCGUACCCAGCAUCACUCAGCUUGAGGCCAGAUCUGAGGGGUUUAAUAAAGAACCAUUGAACGGAAUUGAAGGAAUCCAUAUACAUUGUGCUCUUUGCAUCUCCCAGUUGGCUUCCUAGGCCUCCAGGAUGAA